CAUCACUUCUCUUCACGCACAUCACAUCCUCUCUCUCUCUCUCUCUUUUCAAAUUUUGUUUGUUCAGAUCAUAGAAAAGUGUCACUGUUGUUAAGUGUUGGUAAGUUACCAUGGCUGAGGAAGUUCCAAAGACAAGCACAACUCAAGAGGAGGUGGUGGUCUCUGACGUGGCACCUGCUGAGAAACCAGACACCACCAACGUUGUUGUUGUUCCCCUAGAGAAAGACGCACAACCACAACAAAAUGAAGAAGAAACCUCGCCAGAGAAGAAGAAAGAGAACGUUACCGAAACUGAAACCGAGUCCGAGGUUUCAAAACCAAGUGGCGACGACAACGUUCCUGAAUCCGGUUCUUUCAAGGAAGAAAGCACCAUUGUCUCCGACCUACCAGAGACCGAGAAAAAGGCUCUGCAAGAACUCAAACAACUUAUUCAAGAAGCGCUCAACAAACACGAGUUCUCCGCGGUGCCAACAAGUAACCCUCCCAAAGAUGAAAAACCCGACAACAAGGAAGAACAGAACCCCGCGGAGGUAGAAGAGAAGCAACAAGUUUCUGAUGCUGCUGCUGACGUGGCAGAAGCGACAGAAAAAGAAGCUGCAGAAGUUAAGGUAACCGAAACUGAGGUUGUUGAAGAGAAAGUGGCGGUGUCUGCUUCUUCUGCUGAUGAAGACGGAGCUAAAACGGUGGAAGCUAUCGAAGAAAGCGUUGUGUCUGUGACUGUUUCCGAGGAAGCAAAGGUGGAAGCUGUUUCUGCUUCACCCGAAGAAGUUUCCAUCUGGGGUGUUCCUCUUCUUGCUGACGAGAGGAGCGACGUGAUUCUCUUAAAGUUUCUGCGUGCUCGGGACUUCAAGGUGAAGGAGGCAUUCGCGAUGAUAAAGGGCACGAUUCGGUGGAGGAAGGAGUUCAAGAUGGAGGAGUUGUUAUUGGAGGAUUUAGGUGAUGAUUUGGAGAAAGCGGUGUACAUGCAUGGAUUCGACAAGGAGGGUCACCCCGUGUGUUACAAUAUCUAUGGGGAGUUUCAGAACAAGGAGUUGUACAAGAAGAGUUUCUCUGAUGAGGAGAAGAGGUAUAGAUUUCUCAGGUGGAGGAUUCAGUUCCUGGAGAAGAGUAUCAGGAAGCUGGACUUUAACCCUGGUGGGAUAAGCACCAUUGUUCAGGUUAAUGAUCUCAAGAAUUCUCCUGGCCCUGCCAAGUGGGAGCUUAGACAGGCUACCAAACAGGCCCUCCAGCUGCUUCAGGAUAACUAUCCUGAGUUUGUAGCCAAACAGGUGUUUAUCAAUGUGCCUUGGUGGUACUUGGCAGUGAACAGGAUGAUAAGCCCUUUUCUUACUCAGAGAACCAAAAGCAAGUUUGUCUUUGCUGGACCUUCUAAAUCAGCUGAGACCCUUUUGAGAUACAUUGCUGCGGAGCAACUUCCGGUCAAGUAUGGGGGACUAAGCAAAGAUGGCGAGUUCGGAAUUUCCGAUGCUGUUACAGAAAUUACAGUGAGGCCAGCAGCAAAACAUACCGUAGAGUUUCCAGUUACUGAGAACUCUCUACUCUCUUGGGAGCUCAGAGUAAUAGGGUGGGAUGUAAGCUAUGGUGCAGAGUUUGUGCCAACUUCAGAGGGAAGUUAUACUGUGAUCAUCCAGAAGGCUAGAAAGGUUGCUUCAUCAGAAGAACCGGUGCUUUGCAACAACUACAAAAUUGGUGAACCUGGGAAAGUGGUUCUCACCAUUGACAAUCAAAGCUCUAAGAAGAAGAAGCUCUUGUACCGCUUAAAGGUCAAGCCUUCUUCUGACUGAGAAUCUUAUCAUUGUUAUGUACAUCCAUAAGGGGGGUGGAGAAGAGCAGUGCCUACAUUGGUUGCUUAUGUUCUUGCAUUCACUUUUACCACCCAAGAUGUCCAAAGCUUCAAAGAUGUGGACUUUGCUGCAAGCAGAGGAAAGUUUUAAUGAAGAUCGUGAUCAUGUGUUUCAAUCAUAUAUAUUUUUUCUGCGUUUCUUUAAUUAUUUAUUAUUGUUAUCAUUGUUGGAGGGGAUCUUUUGAUUUUUGAAUUCGUAUUCAUAUAUGGAGGACAUAAUUGCUCUAUUUAUCUGUAUAAAUUUCAUGUAAAUUUUGGUGGGGCCAUUUUAUUAAUAUGUUUGUCUUUUUGUCUGUAGCCAAGCUUAAAAAUAUUUGAUCUGUCA
This is a messenger RNA of Glycine soja, 2168 nucleotides long. Its product is annotated as patellin-3-like. Bases 111 to 1784 code for a protein of 557 amino acids. The transcript has 4 exons. The record is from RefSeq and is a predicted model, not a curated record. Gene Ontology annotation, molecular function: lipid binding. Lineage: Eukaryota; Viridiplantae; Streptophyta; Magnoliopsida; Fabales; Fabaceae.